CUCUUCCUAGUUCACGAAUUACUGACCUGAUGGCUCAACAUUGCUUCAAAAAUGAGUAUUUUGACAGCUUGCUGCAAUCUUGUAUACCAUGUCACCUUCGAUGUUCCAGUAAGCCACCUUUUUCAUGUCAGAGCUAUUGUAAUGAGAGUCCAGUGCAGGUGUCAGACAGAAUUAUUUGGAUUGGUUUGGGAAUAGGAGUGAUUUUAACAUUCACAGUGUUCAUAUUAAUGGUAUUGUUUAAAAGGAAGCGCCCAAAACUAUCAAAGGAAGAACUGAAAAAUGCAGAGUCUGUAGUGGAGUUGAAUGUUAUACUCAAGGCAGAUACUGAGAACAGUGUGAAUACAGAUAUAAUUGGAGAUUCCCUUGAAAGUGAAACAUCACUGAUGUAUUCAGUGGAGGAAUGCACUUGUGUGGACUGUGGCUUUGUGAAACUCCAAACUGGCCUUGAUACUUCAUUUCCAUUACCAGCCACAGAGGAAGGAGCUACUGUUCUGGUCACUACAAAGACUUCUGAAUAUUGCAGCUAUAUUCCAGAGGCUAUGACGACUCACUCAUAGGGAGAUAGAAGAUGGUUUUGCUACAUAAUAAUCAGCUCCACUAAUAUAUGUAUACUCAUAAAUCUCAUUAUUUGCUCUCAGUAGAGAAGGAUAGUACAUGUGGUUUCUUUAUAGCUCUUGCAUUUAACUUUCAUUGGUAUUAUACUGUUUCUAAUUUUAGUCUCUUGUGGGAGCUAUUUACUGGAACUUACAAGCUAUAAGUAUUUCUAUGUGGGGAAAACUUUUCUUCACUAUCAUUAAAAACUGUAUUUACCAGUCAAAUGGUUUAAUGUGCAUAAAUACCAUCAAUAAGCAUCUUAAAUAUAUUUUUAAAUAGA
Pelodiscus sinensis (Chinese soft-shelled turtle) is the source of this 874-nucleotide messenger RNA. It is a transcript of the gene TNFRSF17, whose product is annotated as TNF receptor superfamily member 17. Gene Ontology annotation, molecular function: signaling receptor activity. Lineage: Eukaryota; Metazoa; Chordata; Testudines; Trionychidae. The record is from RefSeq and is a predicted model, not a curated record. Gene Ontology annotation, biological process: tumor necrosis factor-mediated signaling pathway.